Messenger RNA from Fusarium redolens, 1739 nucleotides. RefSeq lists its product as uncharacterized. Gene Ontology annotation, molecular function: protein binding. Lineage: Eukaryota; Fungi; Ascomycota; Sordariomycetes; Hypocreales; Nectriaceae. Bases 133 to 1596 code for a protein of 487 amino acids. The transcript has 2 exons. The record is from RefSeq and is a predicted model, not a curated record.
AUUAUAUCAGUCUAAUAAGUAAUUGUCCAAGAAUUUGGAGGUAGCCCUCCUCUUCACUCUUCAUUGCUCUUUGGAUCAGAUGAGGACUUCAAGUUUUGUCUGGGUAGAAAUGCACAGCCUUUUGAGAAGGCUAUGAACUCGUUGGGUCAAUCAGCACUUCACGUCGCCGUUCUCCAACCUUCGCGCGUAGCUCAACUCCUGGCUGCUGGUCAUCAAGUUGAUCUAAACGAUAAAAGAGGCGCGACCCCUUUAAUGUAUGCGGCAGCAAUGAACAUCCCAGAAACAGUUAUGAUGCUUGUCGAAAACGGUGCCAGUUUAUUUGGCUCUGGAGAGAACAGCCUCACUGUUCUUGAUCGCAUUGCCAGGCUGGGCAACUGGGACUUAAUAUGGCAGGUCGUCGACUUUGCAGCGGCUACCUACCCUGAUCUAAUCCCUGAGCUGUUCAGAAAAUUGCUAUCCAGCCCCUAUCUCGCUACCUACGAAGGCUGCUAUGCUGCAAAUGAUUAUGGUGGUCGAAAAGGCUGUAUCAACUUCUGGUCCCGGGUAAUCUCUAUGCUUGGUAGCGCCAACUUCUCCUUUCGCGAUGGCACGACCUUGAUGCACAUGACUCAUAAUUCUAGAUCGGCGAGAGUGUUGAUUCAGUUAGGCUUCACCAAAUUCAAGCAAGAGACCGGGGCUUUACUUGUGCACCUAGCUUCGUUGCAUGACCUGUCGUUGUUCCAGUUUGCUGUUGCGAAUGGUGGCGAUGCACAUUUACACAGUAGCUGGGGUUGGCAUAUUCUUGACAAUCUGCUCAAUGAUCUUGAAGGAUGCGACUGGAAAGGUUUACCGGCGGUCUUGAAAAUUAUCAAAUUUCUUCUUGAUAAAGGAGUUCAAGUCUUAUCGCGAGAUGACUGCGUGUGCAGUUGUUCGGCUGGUGGGUGCAUGCCAGGUUCGAACUGGUUGCUCAAUAGAUCAAAUCUAGGGCUGUUUGCGUGGCUUGAGAUAUUAGAAAAGCAGAGAAAGGUUGAAGAAGCUAAGAAAGUUUCCCUCGCCCUUCUGCGACGAAUGUCUUUUGAUCAAGCUGGUCUACAUCACACAUGCCUCACAAUGUGCAACUUUGACUUGGUUUCUAAUGUCGACAACGAUAGAUUUUGGGAUAUUUCUGAGCAAAUAAGUAUUGGUGAACUGGACCGAGAGAUGGAAGACCUGGCUGCGAAGACGUACUCGGAGUUGAAGAUCGAGGUCAUGGUCCGUCUCCGGCGCAUCUGGAAAAAGAAAUACAUGGAACAACAGCCUGGACCCAGGCGUGUACCUAGCUCAAUACGGACAACCCGAAACUAUAGAUCGAAAGGCUUUAAUGAGUUGCUGGAAGUGAUUCGAGCCUCCAAACAUCCCAAGAUUUCAGAACCAUUUUCAAGCUGUUGGGACUAUAUAGUCCAGAAGAAACUAGAAUCUGAUCAAGUGACCUUGAGAUAUGAUCUAGAACUAGCCAUGGUUAAGCUUGGGGUUGGUCUGUAUCAAUGCGGAGGUGAGCAGUUCGAGAGCUGGCUUCCACUACUGACCCAACUGACGGACGUCCUUCUCGCUGAAGAGCCAGGAGAGUUGGAAUCCUGAUCAUUCAAGUCAAUCAGUUUGAGAAUACUUUAAAGAAUUGUCCUUUUAGCUAAUGAGAAGUGAUGGGGUAUUGUCAAUUUGCAAUGGUUGAUUGUUUCAUAUGAAUCUACAUACCACACGUGAAAGUUCAAUCUCGCAGCACC